AUGCUGAGUAACUGUGAGUGUCUAGACGACAUGGCCACGGUGGAUAUUCGCCUCGACUCCCAGAAACAGGUGGAUGAAUUCUGCCAAAAUCUCACUAAGGAGGCAGAACAGCUGGUUUCCACAUUUUUCCCUCAGAAGAUUGAAGAUCUGCAGAAGCUGCUGAAGACAUCUUUCAGCGUCGAUGACCUGGCGUCCUUGAAGGCACCGCUGGACAUCCCGAUACCGGAUCCAGCCAAAGAGGAGGCCAAACGCAAGAAGAAGGAGGAGAAGGAGGCUAAGGAGGGCAAGAAAGACAAGGACAGCGAUAAAGAGGACGAAGACUCAGGGCCUCCUUGUGGUCCCAUCUGCACCAACGAGCGAGUGGAGCGUCUCCUGCAGCAGGUCAAACCUGAGAUCCAGACGCUGAAGGAGAAGCUCAACACGGUGUCGAUGUGGGUGCAACUCAAAAUCCCCAAAAUCGAAGACGGUAACAACUUCGGAGUGGCUGUGCAGGAGAAAGUGUUUGAGUUGUUGAUCGCCACACGCACCAAGGUCGAAGGAUUCCAGACUCUGGUGGCAAAACAUUACAGCGAUAGAGGCGACGCUGUGGGCAAAGCCGCCAAAAUGCCCCACGUGGGAGACUACAGACAGCAGGUUCACGAGCUGGACCUGUAUAUGUUCUUUGAGCUCCGCCUGGUGGUCCUGGACAUCUGCAACACAUACGCUGUGCUGUUUGACAUCAUUACCAAGAACUACGACAAGAUUAUGAAGCCCAGAGGAGACGGCAAAGCUCUCAUCUACUGAGACGACUCCGGCACACUUGCAGGCUUCUUCUUUUUUUUUUUUUUUUUAAACAAGCUACAGCAAGUGUAGUAUGACACUCUCAUCCAGUAACAGCACACCUGAUGUCUUCAUUUUAUUCCUGCGCCUGCAUUGUGGUUCAGAUUACAAAAUAAAGCAACGUGAUUCCUGA
Molecule: messenger RNA, 952 nt
Organism: Stegastes partitus (bicolor damselfish)
Lineage: Eukaryota; Metazoa; Chordata; Actinopteri; Pomacentridae
Gene: psme1
Product: proteasome activator subunit 1
Exons: 12
Coding region: 1-783 (260 amino acids)
Biological process (GO): regulation of proteasomal protein catabolic process; positive regulation of endopeptidase activity; regulation of G1/S transition of mitotic cell cycle
Cellular component (GO): proteasome activator complex; cytoplasm; nucleoplasm
Molecular function (GO): endopeptidase activator activity
Source: RefSeq, a predicted model, not a curated record